AUGCCGCGCGAGGCAUGGAUGCUUGCAAUUGUGGGAGUCCUGGCUGACGCGAUGGCUGGUGGGCAUCGCUGCAUCCACGACGAAGUUGCUGACACCAUGUCCGAGGCGGUAUGGUCACAAGUCUACGGAAGCAACACGAUUGACUUGGAUGGUUUGGCAUCUGUCAUUUCGAAUCACGCGACUUCCAGCACCCGCCUACUAGAAACGGCCUCGUCCAGCUCGCCGCUUCGGAUCGUCCCAUUCUUCGACAACAUGACGCUGGGAGCAAUCCCCACCGACAAAAGAUCCCUCGUGGAGGAUUUCUUGGUCCCUGCCGCCGUCUCGUUUUGGUCCCAAGCGCUUCUCGUGAUACCUGUUCAAGGGAGCUUGUACGCCGCGCCGCCGUGCACGUCCACUUGGAACACGGUGCCGUCGGUGUGCGCCAGUCUUGCGACGACAUCGAGUUGCAUCGAAAUGCCAUACCCUACCGAGCACUACAGUCCCAUUCGAGUCUGUUCGACAUGCACGAGCGCCGGCUGUGCGACUGGCAACUGUACCCUUGCCCUUCCCAACAACACAGGUGUGCCAAACGCCGACAUGGUCAUGUACAUCCGGGCGGCAACUACUAGCCGGUGCAUGACAAACACGCUUGCCUACGCGAGCUCGUGCCAACGCGACCAGUUUGACAGGCCAACCUUUGCCCACAGUACUUGGAUGCGUCGACGCUUUCGGGUCCGACUUACGACGUCCAAGUCACCACGGCGUUCCACGAAUUUGCCCAUGCGCUCGGUUUUUCAUCGGCGUCAUUCCCCCUCAUGA
Messenger RNA from Aphanomyces invadans, 798 nucleotides. RefSeq lists its product as hypothetical. The coding region runs from base 1 to 798 and encodes 265 amino acids. NCBI's taxonomy places the organism in Eukaryota, Oomycota, Saprolegniomycetes, Saprolegniales, Verrucalvaceae. The transcript has a single exon. The record is from RefSeq and is a predicted model, not a curated record.